UGGAGACGGUGUGAGAGCGAGGCCGCUGGUGGAGCUCGAAGCUCUUUCCUACUGUUGGGAGGAGGUACUGCGAUCUGGCCCCGCUGGCUGUUCACAACCUUCUCGUAGACGGAUGAUCAUAUCGAAAAGGGCCGUCAGACUCUCAGAAUAUAUUCCAUACCAACAUAUACCGCGUUUACAGUAACCCUGGGAUUUCCAUCUAUUCGACGCAGCUCCAUGGUGACCCGAUACUGUUUUUAAAGAGGAGGGCAUUCACUGGUUCAGCCGGAGAGGACUCUUGCUGCACAAGCAGUGCUGAAAGAUGUGCAAUGGAAUGGUAGCGUGUGAGACGAGAGCCUCGCUCGCUCACAGGGUGGCCACCACAUCCCUGCUGCUCCUUCUCCUUGGCGUGUUCCCCACAGGCCAAGCUUCAGGUUGUCCCAGACCGUCAGUUGUGCCUCAUGGCCGUGGGAACCUGACGGAAACAAACCGUGGCUCCUUCCCUGUUGGCACACUAUUGCAGUACAGCUGCGAUCCAGGAUACACGCUGGAUGGCUACAGCAUCAUCACCUGCACAGUCUCAGGCCAUUGGUCCUCUGACCCCCCUCGCUGCAUAAAAAAUGACGUUUGUCAACCACCGAGUGAGCCGGAGAACGGAGGAUAUAACUGCCACCCCUCGCCGUGCCACAGACUGACCCAGGGUACUGUGAUUGAGUACUUCUGUGAUGAGGGUUAUAUUCUGAAAGGAGGGUACCAAUUCCGAACCUGUGACAAUGGAGAGUGGAAAUCGUCCAUGCAGAUCAGCUGUCACUCUGUGCAAGGGGAGGAGCAGCGCUCUACGCUGCCCAUGCCGGCUCUGUCUAUUGUGGCCUCCACCGCCAGUUCUGUGGCCCUCAUCCUGCUGCUGGUGGUGCUGUUUGUUUUGCUUCAACCCAAACUCAAGUCCUUCCACCACAGCCGCAGCCGGGAACAGGGUGUGUCAGGACAGCCUACCUCCAUCAUGGUGGAGGGCGUUCAGGUCUCGCUGCCCUCCUAUGAAGAGGCCGUAUAUGGCGCAGGCGGCAGUUCCGUGCCACCUCCUGAGUCCCGGGUUCAGAUCGUGUUGUCGGAGGGCCCGCAGGCAGAGGGUUUGAACGAACCUCUCGAACAGGCUCAGACGAGUUACAGUUUCCCCUCCACCUCGACUGCUGCGCCCUUGUGUCACGCAGAGACUGUAUUGGUUCACCAGGUGCCCUCUUCCUCCUCUCCAUCCUCCUCAUCCUCUCGCUCCUGGGCUGCUGAGCAGCCUGGUGCCUCUGCGCCUCUCCACCGCAGGCAGAGCAGCGAGAGCAGCGAUCAGCACAGCUUGCUUUCAGUCACCUCUGCCGAAGACUAUGGUGAUGAUAUUCCAUUGCUAAAGGAAGCCUGAGUCUGUGUGCAGCCCCCCCUCUCUCUGUCAUCGCUGGCCAGCACUGUAACCCCUAAAGCUUCUCACCAAACACUUACCCCACAUCCACCCUUCAGAACACAGCAUUAAAUAAGAUUCGUCAGCUGUCCCUCUGCCAACAAGUCUACAAGCUGCGUGGCCCCCAUGGAGUCUGGCAGCUCUCUUCACAGGAAGAACCUUUGACCGGACUACCCCUCAAAGGGAUGCGCAAAUGCUCGAGUUUAACACUUUUCUUGCAGGUGCGCUUAAUAACCAGUUGCACUCACAGGCUUACCUCGUCAUGGCGAGGAUUCACUAAUUACAAAUGAAUGCAUUCAGAUUACGUUGUGGACUUCUGCUCCGUCAAUGACUGUGACCUCUUGCGAAGGGGAGAGUUCAGCAAGGAUUUGCUAAGCCAGGCCCUUUUCUCUUUGAUGCUGCAUGUUCUGUGCAAUUUCUAUUCUCUGUUUCGUUCUACACGCGUACACACAGGAGCACGGCACAAUCGAAGCAUGACGCAUAGCACCAUCUCGACACUUGUCCCUUGUGCGAGACACAGGGUUGAACUGAUUUACAUUGUACUGUAUUCAAAUACAUGCUUGCCUUUUUAUUUGUCAAGAAGUACCUGUGCUGUGCUCUGUGUGUGUGUGUGUGUGUGUGUAUGUGUGUGUUUCUGAUGCCUGUGUGACUGUGGCUGUUGUGAUUCAAAGAGGGCUGAAGUAUCAUCUAGGCUUCUUUUCCCCAAAAUAGGAAACAUUUUCAAUACCUCCAUUUUCUAAUCGAGAUGUUAUUUAACUAGGAUGGAUGUUCCUUGUCUACAUGUCUGUUUGUCUAAAGUGAGGGAGAUGUAUGUUCAGUACUCUGAGAUCACUGUUCUCAAUCAGAGAAAUAAUUCAACUUUAUUUCUUCCUUUUGAAAGCAAGUAUAUCUCUCUCAUGUUUAUGUGUUGCACGCACAAGUAAAGAAAACUUUUUUUUUUUUCACUUGUAUGUUCUUUUUCCCUGAGGACUUGGUUGGGUGUGGACUAAGUUCAUUGCUGGGCUGUACCUUAUAAGCUUUGACUUGGACUAAUAAUAUUUGUAAUAUAAUUUAAGCAAGUUUAAUUCACUUUUAAUUUGUUAAAUGGAAAUUAAACCGCAUACAUUAUAUUUGAAUGCUUUGCAAAGCCAGCUGUGGCUAACAUUUUAAAGAUGAAUAUCAAAGAUAGAAGCACCUUCUAUUAAGUUUUCUUAAUAAAUAAUUUGAGUAAUGUGAUGUUAGGAUGGUAUUUGUAUAAAGAAUUAAUCAGAUAUCCCAUUAGAUCUUAAAUAGGUUGUGCAUUGAUGUAAUGCACUGUAUAGGUAUAUAUAUAUAUAUAUAUAUAAAUUAAAUGCAUAUUCAUGUUUUUUUUUUUUUUUUUUUUCAAAUACAGCUCUAGAAAAUGGCCUUGUUCUUCACUCAUCAUGUUCUUUUGGCAAAUGAACAUUUGAAAAACCAAUGAAUCUUUUGUUUGUGUUACUUUUUGUUUGCGUUUUACAUCCUUGCCCUUUGGCCUCAUGUGUAUAUCCCCUGGUUCACGCGAGAUUCUGAUGUUUGUCAUCAUGCAUUACAUAUAUAUAUUUUUGUGUGUGUCUGACUGGAGAGAGAGGGCAGUUUGUCUAUCUGCACAUCCUCAGUUUUGUGUUCCUGGCUUGUUUUUGUAAAUUGAUUUACAUUUUUUCAUGCAAACUGAAGGCAAAAUAUUACUGCUGCCUUAAAACUUGUACAUUUCAUACAUUUCUCACUUUGUAAUCACAUGUUUCUUCUGUCUCACUGGCUUUAUGGUAAUUUGUCUUCAGUUUCCUUAUGGCCUUACUUUUUUUUUUUUUUUUUUCUAUGCAUAAACAAUGUCUUGUUGAAUUUCAGACGUAGGGUUUUACUCCUUUGGAGGAUGUGACAUAAGAUUGUCCACCUGAACUUCCUCAGAAUCUUUUUUUUUUUUUUUCCCCAGUGAUUGUGAAAUAUGAACCUAUGAGUUUUUAUUUCUUUUUGUUUAUCAGUUUCAUUCAAAGGAUGUUUUUAAGUUUAAAAAAAAAAAAGAAAGGACGCAAUUUAAAAAAAAAAAAAAAAAGGAUAUCCAGGAUGUGUGUAAAACACUGUUGUACGGUGUUUUUCUGCAAAUGUAAUUUAAGUUGACUCAUCCACCCAGCUCCCCAUCCCCAUUACAACUUUUUUUUUUUUUUUGGUUUUCCUUUGUACAUUGCUGUGGGUGUGAAGAUAGUAUUUUAAUAUUUGUAUAAAGUUUAAUUUAAUUCUACAGUGUGUAUAUAACUAUUUCUAAUUAAAGCUUUCAUUUGAAGUGCACAA
Messenger RNA from Ctenopharyngodon idella (grass carp), 3709 nucleotides. RefSeq names its product sushi domain containing 6 (gene susd6). Bases 302 to 1387 code for a protein of 361 amino acids. The record is from RefSeq and is a predicted model, not a curated record. The transcript has 7 exons. NCBI's taxonomy places the organism in Eukaryota, Metazoa, Chordata, Actinopteri, Cypriniformes, Xenocyprididae.